Molecule: messenger RNA, 507 nt
Organism: Dicrocoelium dendriticum
Lineage: Eukaryota; Metazoa; Platyhelminthes; Trematoda; Plagiorchiida; Dicrocoeliidae
Source: the annotation of a GenBank genome assembly
AUGUCCCUGCGGUGUUCUCGUGUGCCUCUUGUUGUCCGUAGUACUCUGUCUCACUGCUUUAGGCCUCAAGUUCCAGUAACAUACAGGCCCUUCUUAUGCGGUGCACUGCAGCCUAAGAACAUCAACAAACGUUUACGUAGCAAUGUUCUGCUUGGCCAAAGGGCCUACUUUUCCUGUGAGACAACCCCAUCUUCUGACAUAGCUUUUAGCCUAUCCUUCUCAUACUUUGGUAAAGAUGCCAAAUCUUUCACCUACCAUGGAAACAGGAAACGUAGUUAGUUGGGCCAAGAAAGAAGGUGAUGAGAUAAGCGAAGGGGAAUUGCUAGCGGAAAUAGAGACAGAUAAAGCCACAAUGUCUUUCGAAGCUGGUGAAUCCGGUUACCUUGCGAAAAUCUUGGCCCCGGCAGGCACCAAGAACGUGGCUGUGGGAAAACCACUAUGCAUCAUCGUUGAAGACAGCGAUUCCGUUGCAGCCUUCAAGGACUAUGCCUCAGACGACUCUUCUCC